Molecule: messenger RNA, 1396 nt
Organism: Cannabis sativa
Lineage: Eukaryota; Viridiplantae; Streptophyta; Magnoliopsida; Rosales; Cannabaceae
Exons: 6
Coding region: 468-1094 (208 amino acids)
Molecular function (GO): S-adenosylmethionine-dependent methyltransferase activity
Source: RefSeq, a predicted model, not a curated record
UUUACUUUACAUAACAAAAUACAUUAUUAUUUGUUGUUAAAAAAAUUAAAGUAGAUAUAAAAGAAAGAAAAUAAAAGAAAAAGGGAGAAGACUAGAAAAGAAAAGAAAAGAAAAGGCUGCCAGCCGAUAAGAGAAGAGAAAAGAAAAUCGAAGAAGAAGAAGAAGAAGAAGAAUGACUACUUCUCCCUUUCCGUUGAGGCUUUUCAUGCCCACCACUUCCUCCAUUACUGCUUUCUCAUCUCCUUCUCCUUCUUCCUCUGAUUUUCCUACCAAAUCCUCCUCCGCACCCUUUCACUCUCUUUGCCCUAAUUUCAUUUUAUCUUCUAUUCCACCCAGGAUGAAGUCGCCCCAUCUUUCCCCCUCGAGGACGGUAUCUCCCUCUCUCUCUCUCCGAUAUACAAUACUACAACCAUGGGCUCUCUUUUUCUGUACUGGUAUAGUGGCUAUGCAGGCAUGGUAGAAGAGACAUGGAUUCACAAUAUGAAGAGAAGAAUGAUGUACGCAUGUUUGGUUCUGAUGAAGAGGUUGGCACUCAAACUCAAAUCCCAACCCAAGCGCAAUCAGUUGUUGAAGGAUCAGGCUCAGUUUUAGUAUCAGAAUUCAAACCUGCUCCCGAUGUGGAUUAUCUACAGGAAUUAUUAGCCAUUCAGCAGCAAGGACCUAGAGCUAUUGGAUUUUUUGGAACACGGAAUAUGGGAUUCAUGCACCAAGAACUUAUUGAGAUUCUUAGCUAUGCAAUGGUUAUAACUAAAAAUCACAUAUAUACAUCAGGAGCGUCUGGCACUAAUGCAGCUGUUAUAAGGGGUGCUUUGAGAGCAGAAAAACCUGAGCUACUAACAGUAAUAUUGCCUCAGAGCUUGAAAAAGCAACCGCCUGAGAGCCAGGAAUUAUUGUCCAAAGUGAAGAAUGUUAUAGAGAAGCCUUACAAUGAUCACUUACCCUUGAUUGAAGCCAGCAGAUUAUGCAAUAUGGACAUCAUUUCACAAGUACAGCAAGUGAUUUGCUUUGCCUUUCAUGAUAGUCGACUGCUCAUGGAAACUUGUCAAGAGGCUAAGAAUCUCCGAAAAAUUGUGACUCUAUUCUACCUAGAUUAAUUCCAUAAAUUCUUUUUGUGCAUACAUUAUUAGAGGGAGAAGUGCUUAUUUUUGUCUGUAAAUUAGGUGGGAUGAGGACAAAUUGCCUGGAUUUUUUUGUAGAAUUGAUUUGAUUAUAUUGGCAAGGAACGGGGCCAAUUGCUCCAUACUGCUCCCUCCUUUUGUUACGAGAUUUUAUAUUGUACGUUCCAGUGUGAAAAUGGACAUGCAAUUAUUGCCUGUCUCACACAGAUAAACUCAACUCAGUAAACCCUUUUUUUUGUUCUUUUUAUUUUUUUAAAAAAAUACUUUUCUUUGUGGAA